Molecule: messenger RNA, 1059 nt
Organism: Fomitopsis serialis
Lineage: Eukaryota; Fungi; Basidiomycota; Agaricomycetes; Polyporales; Fomitopsidaceae
Product: WD40-repeat-containing domain protein
Exons: 8
Coding region: 1-1059 (352 amino acids)
Biological process (GO): mRNA export from nucleus
Cellular component (GO): THO complex part of transcription export complex
Molecular function (GO): protein binding
Source: RefSeq, a predicted model, not a curated record
AUGUCUAACCAACCAACCGCGAGUAAAGAGGAGGAUGAGAUUGCACCUCCACAGCGACCGCCCUCUCCCCUCCACACACCACCUUCGCUGCGAGAGGCCCCCACAUUCUCUGCAUUUCGGCCUCGCGACAUACGGAUACAAUCACCCCAGUCCAUGAACCAUGUCGCUUGGAGCUGUGAUGGCAAGCGGCUAGGAGCAGUGGGGAUAGACAAGGCCGUCCGCCUUUGGAACCCAGAGAAAAGCAUGGAGCUUCGAGCGGCAACUAUGUUCUCAGGAGGGUACCAAGACGAAGUCGAUUACAUAGCAUGGAAUCCCACACAUCCCGACCUCUUCUGCGCUUCCGGGCAGAAAGACCGCAAAAUCGUGUUCUUUGAUACACGGCAGAGUCGUUCCGUACAGUCUCUUCAAUUGAGAGCCUUCCCGGUUCAGCUCAACUACUCUCCCGAUGGAAAGACCGUGCUCUAUACAACAUCAGGGAAGCAGCUGUACGGGAUGACUUGCAGCAAACAAGGUGAAGAAACGAAAGAGCAAUGGCAUCUGUGGGACAAGGAUCCGAUUCCCGCUUCUACCGUGACAUUCAACCACGCUGGAGAUGGACUCAUUCUGACCCAUCAGUCAGAGGCAACGAUCCGGAUUCUGGAUUAUCCUUCCCUGUCAAUCGUGCACGCGACGCCUGCUCACGUAGGAGGAUGCGUCGCGGCUGCUCUGGAUCCACGAGGCAGAUACCUUGCAUCGGGUGGUCACGACUCCAUCGUGAACCUCUUCGACCUGUCAGAGUGGAUCUGCACGCGUACAAUCACCGCAUGCGAUAACGCUAUCAACGCACUCAGCUUCUCCCACGACGGAGAGUUCCUGGCAAUCGCGAAUGCAGGCUCGUACAUUGACAUCUGCGCUACGGAGACGGGUAUACCGUUGCAUCGAGUCCCCGCACUAGGAUCCUCUCCCACUGUUGCUUGGCAUCCGUCCAAGUACGUGAUUGCAUAUUGCGGGCAAACCAAGAUCAGGGAAGGUGGUCCUCCUCCAUCCGCUUGGAUCAGUCUUUUCGGCCCUGGAAUGUAA